This is a messenger RNA of Formica exsecta, 1282 nucleotides long. It is a transcript of the gene Fntb, whose product is annotated as protein farnesyltransferase subunit beta. NCBI's taxonomy places the organism in Eukaryota, Metazoa, Arthropoda, Insecta, Hymenoptera, Formicidae. The record is from RefSeq and is a predicted model, not a curated record. Gene Ontology annotation, biological process: protein farnesylation. The coding region runs from base 144 to 1280 and encodes 378 amino acids. The transcript is spliced from 7 exons. Gene Ontology annotation, cellular component: protein farnesyltransferase complex. Gene Ontology annotation, molecular function: protein farnesyltransferase activity.
AGUUGAAGCCAUGCAAUACCGGCCUUAACAUCGCGCUAUGCAAGCGACACCAAAAUUAGAUAGGUUAUGAGUAUAACCGUAAUACUCGUUAAUAUUGUAUAUAUAAUAAUAUUUAAUAACAUAUUAACGUAAUUUUAAGCAUUAUGUCGGACUCGGAAUUAGGCCUACACACAGGUCGAAGUUAUGAGGAAAUAUUAAAACAGCGACAAGAUGACGAGGGAUAUAAAACAGCAACCACAAACGAGCAAGCUCGUGUCGAGGAGACAGUGCUAAAGUUUUACCGAUCAUGCAAAGACACGGAUCCUAUUUUACUUAGGCCAAAGCACGUCCAGUUUUUAAAGAAAGCAGUCACUCAUUUAAGCGAAACUUAUGAGUGCUUAGACUCCAGCAGACCAUGGCUUUGUUUUUGGAUAUUGCAUUCACUUGCGAUAUUAGGAGAACGCUUGGAGAACGAGGAAUAUUCCAAGAUAGCAGGCUUCCUAGCCAAAUGUCAGUCGCCGACAGGCGGUUUCGGAGGAGGUCCAGGACAAUAUCCACAUUUAGCUUCUACGUACGCAGCAGUGAACGCGUUAUGCACUAUCGGUACACAGGAGGCAUACGAUGUGAUAGAUAGGAAGAACCUGAAACGCUUUCUAUCUUCCUUACGCGGAGAGGAUGGUUCUUUCUGUAUGCACGAAAAUGGCGAGGUAGACAUACGGGGAGCGUACUGCGCCCUCGCCGCUGCUAAACUGACGAAUGUAUAUACACCAGACAUGUUUAAGGACACCGCCGAAUGGAUAGCCAAAUGUCAGACGUGGGAAGGUGGUUUUGGCGGUUGUCCAGGAAUGGAGGCUCACGGCGGAUACGCUUAUUGCGCUCUGGCAGCACUCGUAAUGCUCGGGAAAACAGAGCUGUGCCAUUUACCAGAACUGUUGAGAUGGAUAGUAAAUAAACAAAUGCGUCUGGAGGGUGGUUUCCAAGGACGUACGAACAAAUUGGUGGACGGUUGCUAUUCGUUCUGGCAAGGUGGGACGUUCCCAUUAAUCUCUGCUAUCUUGUCAACGGAAAAGACGUUUAAUGCUUCCGACCACUGGUUGUUCAACCAAGAGGCCUUACAAGAGUAUAUAUUAACUUGCUGUCAAAACCCACAUGGCGGUCUUUUAGACAAGCCUGGAAAAAAUCGCGACAUAUAUCACACAUGUUAUGUUCUUAGUGGAUUAUCAGUCGCGCAAAACUCACCGAUAAAAUCGAUUGUCGGAAUGAGAUAUGCGAAUAAGGUGGAGGUAAUCCAUCCUGUUUAAAA